Molecule: messenger RNA, 1809 nt
Organism: Saccharomyces mikatae IFO 1815
Lineage: Eukaryota; Fungi; Ascomycota; Saccharomycetes; Saccharomycetales; Saccharomycetaceae
Gene: PTR2
Product: Ptr2p
Exons: 1
Coding region: 1-1809 (602 amino acids)
Biological process (GO): oligopeptide transport; transmembrane transport
Cellular component (GO): fungal-type vacuole; plasma membrane
Molecular function (GO): tripeptide transmembrane transporter activity; dipeptide transmembrane transporter activity
Source: RefSeq, a predicted model, not a curated record
AUGCUUAAUCAUCCUAGCCGGAGCUCAGAUGAAGUGCAGGACGAAAAACAAGGGGAUUUCCCUGUCAUAGAAGAGGAAAAGACCCAUGCCGUUACAUUGAAGGACUCAUACGUUAGUGACGAUGUUGCUAACUCCACGGAGCAGUAUAAUUUGUCGCAUUCUCCAGAGGACGAAGAUUUCGAAGCUCCCACUGAAGAAGAAACGAAGACUCUUAGACAUGUUGGUGGUAAAAUCCCGAUGAGAUGCUGGUUGAUUGCUAUUGUAGAGCUUUCCGAGAGAUUUUCCUACUACGGGCUUUCUGCGCCAUUCCAAAACUACAUGGAAUAUGGGCCUAACGAUUCCCCAAAGGGUGUUUUGGGCUUGAACAGUCAGGGUGCCACAGGGUUGUCGUAUUUCUUCCAGUUUUGGUGCUACGUUACGCCAGUUUUCGGCGGUUAUGUUGCAGACACUUUUUGGGGUAAAUAUAAUACGAUUUGUUGUGGUACGGCCAUCUACAUUGCCGGGAUCUUUAUUCUAUUUAUUACUUCGAUUCCCUCUGUUGGUAAUAGAGAUAGUGCUAUCGGUGGGUUUAUUGCCGCCAUUAUUCUGAUCGGUAUUGCCACUGGUAUGAUCAAAGCUAACAUUUCCGUGUUGAUUGCUGACCAACUGCCCAAACGGAAACCGUUCAUCAAAGUGUUAAAAUCCGGAGAAAGAGUUAUCGUUGACUCAAAUAUUACCUUACAAAACGUCUUUAUGUUCUUCUACUUUAUGAUCAACGUCGGAUCUCUAUCUCUAAUGGCUACUACUGAAUUAGAAUACCACAAGGGUUUCUGGGCGGCCUAUCUGUUACCGUUCUGCUUUUUCUGGAUCGCAGUUGUAACUUUGAUUUUUGGUAAGAAACAAUACAUUCAAAGACCUAUUGGUGAUAAAGUCGUUGCCAAAAGUUUUAGAGUCUGCUGGAUUUUAACCAAGAAUAAGUUCGACUUUAAUGCUGCCAAGCCAUCUGUCCAUCCAGAAGAGAACUAUCCAUGGAAUGACAAAUUUGUUGAUGAAAUCAAGAGAGCUUUGGCCGCUUGCAAGGUCUUUGUCUUCUACCCAAUCUAUUGGACCCAAUACGGAACCAUGAUUUCCAGUUUCAUUACUCAGGCCAGUAUGAUGGAACUGCACGGCAUUCCCAAUGAUUUCUUACAAGCUUUUGAUUCUAUUGCGUUAAUCGUUUUUAUCCCGAUUUUCGAGAAAUUUGUAUAUCCUUUCAUCAGAAGAUAUACUCCAUUAAAACCUAUUACCAAAAUCUUCUUUGGUUUUAUGUUCGGAUCCUUUGCCAUGACAUGGGCUGCUGUCCUACAAAGUUUCGUUUACAAGGCUGGUCCAUGGUACAAUGAACCUCUGGGUCACAACACUCCAAACCAUAUCCAUGUUUGCUGGCAAAUUCCUGCAUAUGUCCUAAUUUCCUUUUCAGAAAUCUUUGCUUCUAUCACCGGGUUGGAAUACGCUUAUUCCAAGGCCCCUGCUUCGAUGAAAUCAUUUAUCAUGUCCAUUUUCUUAUUAACCAAUGCUUUUGGUUCCGCCAUUGGUUGUGCCUUAUCCCCAGUAACAGUUGACCCUAAAUUUACAUGGUUAUUCACUGGUCUGGCUGUCGCCUGUUUUAUCUCUGGUUGUCUAUUCUGGUUAUGCUUCAGAAAGUAUAACGAUACAGAAGAAGAGAUGAACGCCAUGGACUACGAAGAAGACGAUGAAUUUGACCUCAAUUCCAUUUCUGCACCUAAAGCAAAUGAUAUCGAAAUACUGGAACCAACGGAAAGUUUAAGAUCUACUGCCAAAUAUUCAUGA